CCCCUCCAAACUAACUGGACCUCUGCCCUCUGCGAUUUUACCCCUCCAUCCUCUGUCAACCCCACUUGGAUUCCCUUUACCUGCUUUUGCUGCCCUUGUCUUUAAAGCAGUAGCUUCCCUCAGCUUCCUUCUCUGACAAUUCUUUCCCACCAACAUCACCACAAACACACACUCCAAUCACUUCACAAAUCACAACCGACAAAAUGGGUGUUACCAAGACGACUCACCAGUCCGGCUCCGGCGCCAUCCCCAAGCCCGGCCAGACUGUCACCAUUGAGUACACUGGCUUCCUCAAGGAUACCUCCAAGCCCGACAACAAGGGCGCCAAGUUCGACUCCUCCGUCGGCCGCGGCGACUUUGUCACCAGAAUUGGCGUCGGCCAGGUCAUCAAGGGCUGGGAUGAGGGUGUCACCCAGAUGAACGUCGGCGAGAAGGCUACUCUCGACAUCACCAGUGACUACGCCUACGGCGAGCGCGGCUUCACCGGCCACAUUCCCCCCAACGCCGACCUCAUCUUCGACGUUGAGCUCAAGAAGGUCCAGUAAAGCAUCAAAGCUGUACUUCGUUUCGCGCAAGCGGUUAGCUGGAAAGAUGACAUGGAGUAGGCACACGCGGCCUAUCUUACAGGGUGGAUAGUACAGUUCCUAGAGCAUACUCGGGCCCAAAUAUACUCUCUUCAACUGCCGCGUAA
Messenger RNA from Colletotrichum scovillei, 691 nucleotides. RefSeq names its product peptidyl-prolyl cis-trans isomerase fkr-3. NCBI's taxonomy places the organism in Eukaryota, Fungi, Ascomycota, Sordariomycetes, Glomerellales, Glomerellaceae. The transcript is spliced from 6 exons. The record is from RefSeq and is a predicted model, not a curated record. Bases 204 to 545 code for a protein of 113 amino acids. Gene Ontology annotation, molecular function: peptidyl-prolyl cis-trans isomerase activity.